ACACACACUCACUCUCCAUCGUGUGGUCUCAACGCCCACAAACACCCUCUCCACCAAUCACAACUCACUGCCUUUGACCUUUCCCCACUCCAACCUCUUCCAUAGAUCGCUGUCUCACAAUCAGUACAAAGACCUGACACAUUCCUGUUCCCUCUUCACUGCAAUUACUUUUCUUCUUCACCCUACUCUCCAUUUUUUAACUUUUUUUCUUUCUUAAUUCUCUCUUCACUCUUUUUUUUCUUCUUCUUCUUCUUCUAAAACUUGCAUAUCACUCUUGUGAGCCACCCCAAUUAUUGUGUCAACUCCAUAAGCUUCUGGGGUUGUAAAUUGGAGUUCUCUCUCUGCACAUUUUUCUUUACUCUAUCUUGGCAUUUUUCCAUCUGGGUUUUGCUUCUUUUAUUCUGCUUUGUGUUGAUGAUGCUUCCUUCUUAUCUUAGAUCUGAAAAGUUUUAGGGUUUUUUUUAAAAAAUAUACAUGCUUUCCAGUUUGCCCAUAAGCUGAGGGAUUUGGAAUUUUCCUUGGGUUUUGGAAAGAAAGCUUUUUUCUUUAUAUUAUUUUUCCAGAUUCCUUAGGUUGUGGCUAUGUGACAAGGGUAGCAGAUUCCUUGCAAAUGCUUAUGCUUAUGCUUCUUAGAAGCUCCACUAGUCCACUACUCUUCAUAUCUUCCCUUUGUUAUCUCUCUCUUUGAACUUUCUUUAAAGAGAGAGUGUGUAUCAAUAACUGUGUUUGAGUUUGUGGUUAUGAUUCUAUGAUAUAGCUAUGUUAUUGGCAUGCUAGCUAUGAGUGCUACUAUUAUUACUACCUUAAACUAGAACAAUGAACAGGGGAAUUGAAGUUGUUCUUUCUCCAGCCUCUUACCUUCAGAGUUCCAAUUGGUUGUUCCAAGAAAGCUUGGGGACCCGGUGGACUCCACAGGAGAACAAGCUGUUUGAGAAUGCUUUGGCCGUGUAUGAUAAGGACACUCCAGACCGGUGGCUCAAGGUGGCAGCCUUGAUUCCUGGCAAGACUGUUGGUGAUGUGAUCAAACAGUACAGAGAACUGGAAGAAGAUGUGAGUGUCAUUGAAUCAGGGUUUAUACCAGUUCCGGGCUACACCACUGAUUCCUUCACAUUGGAGUGGGUCAACAAUCAAGGAUUUGAUGGCUUCAAGCAGUUCUAUAGUGUUACUGGAAAAAGGGGUGCUUCCACUAGACCAUCUGAGCAGGAGAGAAAGAAAGGAGUGCCAUGGACUAAAGAGGAACACAGGCAAUUUCUGAUGGGUUUGAAGAAGUAUGGUAAAGGAGACUGGAGAAACAUAUCUCGCAAUUUUGUGACCACAAGGACACCAACUCAGGUUGCAAGUCAUGCUCAAAAGUAUUUCAUUAGACAACUAAGUGGAGGAAAGGAUAAAAAGAGAUCCAGUAUCCAUGACAUCACAAUGGUCAAUCUCCAAGAAACAAAAUCUCCUUCACCAGAAAGUAACAAACCCCCUUCACCAGAUCACUCAGUGAAGGAUGUGAAUCCACCCCAGAGCCAGAGAUUGUCUACUACCACCAUGGUUAAACAGGAAUAUGAUUGGAAAAUGCCAUGUGAGAAUGUGCCUAUGCUUUUCAAUUCCUCAAAUGGAAACAUGUUCGUGACACCACUUUGUGGGAUUUCUUCAUAUGGGUCUAAACCACUUCAUGAGCAGCAUUUGUUCACUGGCUCUCUCCAUGGAUGCCAAUUUGGACCCUAUGAUACUAUUAUGCAAAUGCAGUCCAUGCAAAAUCAAUGAACUAUGUGCAAUGCAGGGUUUAGAGUUCUCUCAAGGUACCAAAAUGCUAAACAUUAUUCAUUGAUGUUGGAUUUGAUUUUCAGAUGCUUAAUGGUGGUUUUAUGUACAUAUGUUGAGGAGAAUUCCGAUGUUUCCUUGUUAUUAAGCUUUGAAGAGUGUUCAUAUUGUAUUCUAAUGUUAAAGUUCUGGGACCAAUGAUGCAAUAUCAGAGUUUGGCAGUGAUAUGCAUCUUCCACCUAGGCAGAAAAGAAUUAUCUGUAAAAUGUACGUACGUGACCAGAGGAGUUACCUCGAGUGUGUGACUCCACUGUUUUUAGAUGCUUUAUGCUUCAAAUAAAACGUAGGCAUUUGCAGCUUUGGUUUAUUUGCUAACGAAUGCAAUUGUUUUUUA
Messenger RNA from Cajanus cajan (pigeon pea), 2143 nucleotides. RefSeq names its product transcription factor DIVARICATA. NCBI's taxonomy places the organism in Eukaryota, Viridiplantae, Streptophyta, Magnoliopsida, Fabales, Fabaceae. The record is from RefSeq and is a predicted model, not a curated record. Gene Ontology annotation, molecular function: DNA binding.